AUGUACACACCAAAACAAGGCCUGCCAACGUAUACAUCGGAACCAUGCCUGGCUUUUGCUUCUGUAGGCCAUGAAUUCAAAGUCUGCGAUGAGGCCUUCAAGCCACUUCUCCGAGUCUGUUUGCCUGUUCCUGAGAAUCCAUGGGUAAAUAAGAAUAGCAACCGUUGUUAUGUAAUUGAUUCAGCUAAUGGUUUGCUCUUGGUGUGGAAUGCGAAUAUUCAUAAUCUUUCCGUAUGCAAUCCAAUGACUCAUGAAUAUACAGUGCUUCCUCUUGCGGAUGUACUUAGGGAUAGCAAUGAGGUCGUUUUUGGAUUUGGUGUGAGUAAAAUAAGUGGGCAAUAUAAGAUUUUCUAUGGUGCAUAUAUAUAUGAAACUCGGUCUUGGUCUUGUUAUGUAUACACGCUAGGAGGAAGAGGACAGUCGUGGAGAAGCCUGGUUGUACCAGCACUAGGCCGUCCCAUACAACAACUAAUGAUUGCUCAAUUUUUGAAUGGAAAUCUUCAUUGGUUGACAUCGGAUUUAGCGGGAACUAAACUGAUAUGUUGCUUUGAUCUUGAAACUGAGCUCUUUACCAAUCUCUCUCUUCCCGACAAAGUAGAAUGUCACGCUGAAUUACGUAUUUUAGAAGAACGACUAUGUUUCUGUACAUAUGCUUCUCAUAUUGCUAUUUGGAGGUUGAAUUUCUAUGGAGAUAAGAAUUCUUGGAGUAAGGAAUAUUUGUUCGACAACCUACCACAUGGGAGAGGACUUCUUUACCCACUCAAAGUAGUGGCAAAUGGUGACCUGUUGUAUGCAGCGCGGUUCAAUAGAAAUCUAUUUAUCUACUCCAGAAACACUAGAACUGUUGUGACAAAUGGUCGUCUUCAAGGAUAUGACUUAUAUUCUUCUAACAUCUCUUUUUACACCCCAAGCUUUGUUUCGCUCAAAGCUAUGGGGAUUCACAAUGUUGAGUCAUUACAACACAAAAUAGUUCGUGACUCAUUGCAAAAUUGA
Molecule: messenger RNA, 993 nt
Organism: Salvia hispanica
Lineage: Eukaryota; Viridiplantae; Streptophyta; Magnoliopsida; Lamiales; Lamiaceae
Source: RefSeq, a predicted model, not a curated record